Messenger RNA from Rotaria socialis, 1209 nucleotides. The record is from the annotation of a GenBank genome assembly. NCBI's taxonomy places the organism in Eukaryota, Metazoa, Rotifera, Eurotatoria, Philodinida, Philodinidae.
AUGGCUCGUUUAACAAUUCAACGUUGGUUUUUUCGUUCGUAUCGUUUUCAUUGUACAACUUUUAUAAAAUGCAUUCUAUGUCUAAUUAUAUUAUAUCUAUUAAAUGUUACAUUUGGCGUGCAAUAUUAUAUAUGGACGGAAAGAUCCUUCGAGAAUGAAUAUCAUUUACGAAUGACACAUAUUGAUAUAACAAAACUCGAUGAAGAAAAUCCUGAAAACGUUUUAGGCGUACCGAAAUAUAUAGUUUCGAAUACGUUUAUUAUUAAUAAUGAAUAUUUAUGUAAUAAUGGAGAUUCAGAAACAGUAAAUAAUCCACAUCUAUUGAUCCUAGUCAAAUCAGCAGUUGAGAAUUGGACAGCAAGACAAGCAAUACGAAUGACAUGGGCAAAGAAAGAAUUCUUAGAAAAAAAUAACAUUAAAUUAGCUUUUGUUUUAGGAACUCUUAGAUCAAAAACAAUUUCUUCAAGUGCAAACGAACAGAAUUUCAGCGUAGAAAAAGAAUCCCAAUAUUAUAAAGAUAUUAUUCAAAUUGAUAAAGUUGAUUUUUAUUAUCAUAAUUCAUAUAAAAUGGCAAUGAUGCUUCGUUGGAUCAGUCAAUACUGUUCAUCUAAAUCUCGUGAUUUACCCUAUAAUGAUCUUCGAAAAUAUGUUUUAUUUGUUGAUGAUGAUUAUUUUAUUGAUUUAACAUCUUUAUUAAUAUAUAUAAAUAAAAUUGAUGAAGAUCCUCAUAUGACAUCAUAUGAAAGACAAACAUUUUUAACUGGUUAUGUUUACCAAGGAUCACGUCCACGUCGAUUUUUAAAUGAUCGGUGGUAUAUAUCAAUAAAUGAUUAUCCAUAUGAUCAUUAUCCCCCAUACGUAACAGCUGGGUGUUUUUUAAUGACAAGAUCUAAUGCACGCCUAUUUAAUAUAGCAUCAAAAUAUACUCCUUUAUUUCGUUUCGAUGAUAUUUAUAUGGGACUUUUAGCUUAUUCCAUGUCAAUUAAAUUAAUUCCAAAUAAUGAUUUAUUUUCAUCAUAUGGUUCAUCAUCAAUUUUAUUAACUAAUCAAACGGGAAUUUUAUCAAGAUUGAAAAGCUUUUUCACUAAUUCAAUUAAUUUAAACUCAACCAACAAACCUAUUUGCAUUCAUGGAUAUCGUGGCAAAGAAUUAAUUCAGAUUUGGAAUGAUAUUUAUCAAACGAAUCUAACACUUUCAGUAAUUAAUUGA